UUCUCACACUCUAGAAGAAGGAUUGGUCUAGCCAUUGUUUGUUCCACACUCUCUCCCUCUCUCUCCAAAAAUGGAUGAUAACAAAGACAUCCAUGGUGAUAAACAAGAAGAAACAGAGGAAGCAGAGGCACUCUCUCUGAGUGAUUUUCCAAUAACCACCACUGAUGAUCAAUCUCACUCUAACGAUAGCAUCUCCAUCUCCAAAUCCAAGUAUGAAGAUCGCAGAUCAUCCUCUGAACCUACCGAUUUCUUCGAAUUCUUCAAUAAUCUCACCUCCGAAAUGUCUCACGCCGAAGACAUCAUCUUCUGCGGCAAACUCAUUCCCUUCAAACAACAACAACAACAACAACAACAAUCUCUCUCCAAUAAUCAAUUUCAAAUCCACCACAACAACAACAACAACAACACAGAUCAUCAUCAUAAUCUGAAGAACACCUUUCACCGCCGCAGAUCUGAAUCACUAUCCGACUUGAAAUCCUCUCAAUCUCCUCCUCCUCCAAUUCGCAACAAUCGCUCUUUCUCUCUGGAUUACGAAAAGUUACGCCGAGAUUUCAGCAAUAACUCCGAAAUUCACCGAAAUUCGUCUCUCAGGAGCUCUGUGAGGUCCGAUAAUUCGGGCCAGAAAGUUCCGAAACCUCGCUGGUAUCUUCUGAUGUUCGGACUCGCAAAGUUUCCGCCGGAGAUGGAGCUCAAGGACAUCAAGAACCGCCAAGUUCGCCGCUCUCCGGCCACUCUGUUUCCGGUGUGUGACGGCGGAAAGAAGUUUCCGGUUAAUCGGAGCCACCACCGGAAAAGCUCGUGGAGUCUGCUUAGGAUAUUGAGUUGCAAAGGCCAUGCUAGUGUUGCUGUAACGGCGUCGUUUGGGUGCAUGCCAUAGACGUGCAAGGGACACAAAAUGGAAUUUAAAAAUACAUUAAAUACAGAAAAAUUAUUAUUAAUAGAAUUUUACGAGAUUAAUUGAAAAGGAGAUAUACAAUUAAAGGGUUCACGUAGAAGGGAAGAUAGUGUACAGUGGCAGCACAAGGUCGAUGAUGGUGUCUUCUCACACUUGAUGAGAGAGAAGAUGUUUUGUCUUAGUGGAAUGGCAAUGAUAUAUAUAUAUAUAGAUAUUUCCCAUAUUUGGAUUUUCUUUUUGUUUAUUCUUGAAAGUUGGUGGACGAUGAUUUAUAUGCAAUCUAUAUGAUAUGUAGCAUCGGUACAUGUUUAGAAUUGAAAAUUGACAAAAUUAUACCUUCUUA
Camellia sinensis is the source of this 1238-nucleotide messenger RNA. RefSeq lists its product as uncharacterized. The record is from RefSeq and is a predicted model, not a curated record. Lineage: Eukaryota; Viridiplantae; Streptophyta; Magnoliopsida; Ericales; Theaceae.